ACAUCUCCCAAUUUUGUUUCUUCACCUCUCUCUCCUGAUUGGCUUCUUACUCUCUCCUUCUCUCAAAACUUUCAAAACUCUGAAAUAUUAAAAAGCAAACCACCAAAAAUGGAAUCCAGCCCCGCCCCGUCGAAGGCGACAGUCAAGCGUCUUUGGCAAAUCAUAAGUGCAGUCUUUGUAAUGUUCCGCGAAGCCCUAGGCAAACGCCACCUCUUGAAUGACCUCCGCCUCCAUUUUCUCUUUCACCAAGGCAAACUUGCCGGAAAAUCUCUCCGCUCCCUAAUCUUAGACCUCUCCCAUCAACACCCCUCCUCCAUCCAUGCCACUGCCAUCGAUGCUUUCUCAUGUCGCUUCAUGGACCCCGAUGCCGCCAUCUUCGCACCUCGUGAGGUUGAGUUUAGUUGCAGCAGCACGCCCCACUUCGCCCCUACUCGCCGACGAAUUCAUCAUGUCGGUGGCCGCCGCCGCCGACAUAAUGGAGACCACGCUGCCGAGGUCGCCCGAGCUUUUGAGAUUCUUGACUCGGUUCCGGAUAAUGGGGGAGCUGUAGAAGAGGUGCUGACACCGCUGAUAUCAGUCCUAGCGACGCCUGCGCCGACAGUUAGGCCGCUUAGGGUGACGGAUUCGCCGUUUCCCCUGAUGGAAGAGGAAGACACGGACGAGGUGGUGGAUCUGGAGGCGGAGGAAUUUAUCCGACAAUUCUACGAGCAGCUUCGACGGCAGCAGAUGUGGUCCUACUAAUGGUAAAGUAUGAUGGUGAAGUAUGAUCCCCGAUUGCUUAAAAAAAAAAAAAAAACUACUACAAGAAAUGCUGAGAAAAAAAAGUUACCGGAAGGAUUUUUAUUUUCUUUUAAUUUUGAUGAAUGGUUGCUAUAAAUAAGUUGUGUUGAUGUAUAAUUAUAUUGUAUUCCUUGUACUUUUAUCGAUAAAAAAUAAAUCACUUUACAUA
This is a messenger RNA of Dendrobium catenatum, 949 nucleotides long. RefSeq lists its product as uncharacterized. Lineage: Eukaryota; Viridiplantae; Streptophyta; Magnoliopsida; Asparagales; Orchidaceae. The transcript has a single exon. The coding region runs from base 109 to 741 and encodes 210 amino acids. The record is from RefSeq and is a predicted model, not a curated record.